Molecule: messenger RNA, 2238 nt
Organism: Cyprinus carpio (common carp)
Lineage: Eukaryota; Metazoa; Chordata; Actinopteri; Cypriniformes; Cyprinidae
Product: lactadherin-like
Molecular function (GO): calcium ion binding
Source: RefSeq, a predicted model, not a curated record
CGUCAGGAGACCUAGCGGUAAAGAAAUCGCUCCGGGACUUUGAAAAGAAUCACACAGUGGAGUACCAAUAUGAAUACCAUUAGCCUAACUCAGUCCUGUAUAAUAGUUUUCGUCAGUUUAGUAAUUUGUAGCAUUUGUAUCGUGAAUGGAGAUUACUGCAAGGUGAACCUGUGUCAUAAUGGAGGGACGUGUGUGACUGGCAUUGGAGAAGAUCCCUUCUUCUGCAUCUGUGCUGAAGGAUUUGCUGGAGAUACUUGCAAUGCCACUGAGAAUGGUCCUUGUAUUCCAAACCCGUGUAAAAACGAUGGGACAUGUGAGGUGAUCGCUAACUCUGGAAGAGGAGAUGUUUUUAAUGAAUAUGUGUGCAAAUGCCAACCUGGGUUUGAAGGUGCACACUGCCAUAUCAAUGUGAAUGACUGUGCAAACCAGCCUUGUAAGAAUGGAGGCCUGUGUCGUGAUCUGGAUGGGGACUACACCUGCCAUUGCCCUUCUCCAUACAUUGGGAAGCAAUGCCAGCUACGCUGCAUAUCUCUGCUGGGGAUGGAGGAAGGAGGAAUCGUAGAGUCCCAGAUCUCGGCUUCCUCUGUACACUCUGGCAUUCUGGGGCUGCAGCACUGGGGACCGGAGCUCGCACGCCUCAAUAACCAGGGCCUUGUGAAUGCCUGGAGCUCCGCACCCCAAGACAGUAACCCCUGGAUUGAGGUUAACAUGCAGAAGAAGAUGCGUCUCACUGGAAUCAUCACCCAAGGAGCCAGCCGCAUGGGGACAGCUGAGUUUGUCAAGGCUUUCAAGGUUGCGUCCAGCUUUGAUGGCAAAUCCUACACAGUGUACAGAGUGGAUGGCCAGAGAAAAGACAAAGUGUUUUUCGGAAAUACAGACAACGAUGGAACUAAGACAAACAUGUUUGACCCUCCCAUUGUGACCCAGUAUAUACGUGUAAUUCCUGUGGUGUGCCGUAAAGCUUGUACUCUCCGGAUGGAACUUGUGGGCUGUGAGCUUAAUGUGCACUCCAGAACAGUUGGUUGCACCAAUCCGCUGGGCAUGAAGUCCCGUCUCAUCUCUGAUGUGCAGCUUACGGCAUCUAGUAGCUUCCGCACCUGGGGUAUUGAUGCCUUUACCUGGUACCCCUACUACGCUCGCCUGGACAAACAAGGCAAGACUAACGCUUGGGCGGCAGCGAACAACAACCGUUCAGAGUGGCUCCAGCUGGCUCUGGAGAAACCUAAAAGAAUCACAGGCAUCAUCACUCAGGGAGCAAAAGACUUUGGAGUUGUGCAGUUUGUUUCAGCCUUUAAGAUUGCAUACAGUGAUGAUGGACAAUCUUGGAGCAUUGUGAAGGAUCAAAUAAUGAGAACAGAUAAGAUUUUCCAAGGCAACAUAGACAACAACACACACAAAAAGAAUUUGUUUGAGCCUCCGUUCUUUGCCCGAUUUGUUCGGUUUCUGCCCUGGGAGUGGCAUGAGCGAAUAACUGUACGCAUGGAGCUGCUGGGCUGUGAUGAUUAGUGGAUGUGCUGAUGAUGUUUUGUUUCAGUGUGCAUUAGCUUCAUCUGUAUUGCUUUGUAUGUUAUUGUUAAUCAAUGCCAUUAUUUUGAUGAACUUUGAAAAAGCCUUUGGGCACAGUGAUGAUUUUUUGAAGUCGCCUAAGAAUGUUGGUAACCAAACAGCCAUUGACUUCCGUAGUAUUUUUUUUUUCUUUGUACUAUGGAAGUCAAUGUAUGUUUGGUUACCAACAUUAUUCAUAAUAUCUUCUUUUGUGUUCAAAAGCUGAAAGUAACUAAUACAGUUUUGGAACAACUUGAGGGUAAAUAAAUAAUGGCAGAAUUUUCAUUUCUGGGUGAACUAUGCCUUCAAAUAUUUUUCAGAGAGUAUUGCGAAAUUUAAAGAAAUGUUAACCUGUAAGGAAAAUUUGAAAAUUCUAAUUCUUGCUAAAAUUGUCUCAUAACAACUAACCAUUCUUGUAUUUCAAAAUGUUACUGUUAUUCCUCAUCUUUGGUCACCAAGGUGAGUAAAACCUAUCCGUGAUUCAACCUGCCUUCAAGCACAUGUACAGCACUGAUCUGUAAUGGAAAAAGGUCAACUUCUGUGUAUCUCUCUUUUUUUUCUUUCUUUUUUUUUUGUUUGUUUUGUUAGCACACAAAAGCUGUCUAAAAAAAAUUCUGAUAUGUUCUUGAUAUAUGGGUCUGUCAGAAACAGUGCUGAAAUUAAAUUAGAAAUGAAUUGAAAACACUAUCAAUA